Messenger RNA from Archocentrus centrarchus (flier cichlid), 2148 nucleotides. It is a transcript of the gene nudt18, whose product is annotated as nudix (nucleoside diphosphate linked moiety X)-type motif 18. The record is from RefSeq and is a predicted model, not a curated record. Bases 313 to 1329 code for a protein of 338 amino acids. The transcript has 7 exons. NCBI's taxonomy places the organism in Eukaryota, Metazoa, Chordata, Actinopteri, Cichliformes, Cichlidae. Gene Ontology annotation, molecular function: 8-oxo-dGDP phosphatase activity; 8-oxo-GDP phosphatase activity.
UGGAGUCAAAUGUCAAAACAGAGGACCUGGAUCGGAGGCUGACGGAGCUGCUGAAGCGGGCAACCUCGUGCUUUUAUUCACAAUAACCGUUUCCGGUCCAAAGGUUCCUGACGUCAGCGUCAGCGCAGUGAUUUAUGACGCUGGUGCCUGGGAGGAAAGUAACGAGGUACUUUUACUCAGGGACAGAUUGCAGGUCCAGCUUCAGACCCAACAGUAAACGAGGAACAUCUCACAGGUUCUUCCAACCUGGACCACAGGAGAGCAGGCCCAGGUCAGAGACACCACACUGAGCCCACAGCUGAGACCCCAGACAUGGAAAUGACGGCUGAGAAGCAGCAGCUGGUGAAUGAAGAGGUGGAGAGGCUGCUGAGUGGCCAGGGGUCAGAGGUCGCUGGGUGUGAUGUGGGCCUGGAGCAGAGCAAACCUGCGACUCUGAGGAAGAACGUCACAUACAUAGUCUGCGCUGUCAUCUUCAACGAAAAGAAAGAGGUACUGAUGGUGCAGGAGGCCAAACCGGACUGUUACAAACAGUGGUACCUUCCUGCAGGGAGGGUGGAGGUGGGGGAGAGCUUGGAGGAGGCGAUGAAGAGGGAGGUGAAGGAGGAGGCGGGAUUUGAAAGUGAGCCAAUCACCUUGCUGCUAGUCCAGGAGCAGGGACCUCAGUGGAUCCGCUUCAUCUUCCUGGCCAAGGUCACAGGAGGGAUUUUAAAGAGUCUGUCAGCAGCAGAUCAGGAGUCUCUUCAGGCCUCUUGGUGGGACAGACAGUCAGCGCUCCAACUGAGAGGGCGAGACAUCCUCCGCCUUAUCGACUCUGGACUCAAGUACUUUCAGAGUCCCUGCCAUCCCAUCACACUGCCCUUAGACCUGAGCUGCCGUCACGUGGUGCAGAGACUCGUACUGGUCUUCAUCGGCGCUGAGGAGCACAUCUGGAUUCUGCUCAUCAGAGCCCCAGUGCCACACCUCCCCACGGCGGCAGCGGUAAAGACCCAUGCAGUGACCUGGGGGGCCAACAUGGUGGUGCAAGAAGCCAUGCCGUCGUCGUACUACGACCAUGAUGUUAACACCCUGGGCGUGUUUAGCCUUCAGCACAACGGCCAGCAGCACGGCAAGACUGAUGGUGUGUGCUUCAAUACGCUGGUGGCGCUGACGCCCGACCAUGUCCAACACGACGAGGACGGAAACAAGGUGGAGUGGACGCCAACAGGGCAGCCUCCGCGCAUAGAAAACCCUCGCUACGUAUGGUACGAAGUCCAGAAACAAAGUCUGAGAGAGAAACUGCUGGAGAAAACCAAAAACUCAUCCCUGGUACCAAUCGACAGCCUGUACUGACCGUAGGAUGCCCGACACCAUGGGGACGGCACCUCUGGGCCUUAACUGGACUCUUAUUGUGAAAUGAACAAGAACUUUUAGGUUUUCUUUUGAAAUAACAAUCUAUACGAGUAAAUGGAGCAAUAAAACAAAAACUACUGUCAGGGAAUCACUCGCUGGGAGGGGGACCUCAGAGCCAUACUGUUCAGGGAAAUUACUGAAAAGAGGGGUUUUGUAUGGAGGACCUCCACCCUGAAGCUUCUGAGUUAUUUUCUCUUACUUUGAGUCAUUUGUUGUGAAGUUCUGUCUUCAGCUGAUCAAGGAAGCGUCCGCCCUAUGAAGCUUAUUUUCACUGUAGAGCUGGAUAGCUUCUUCUAUAAUAAUAUAUCAUAGCUUAUGAGUAUAUUUAUAUUAUUAAUCUAAAUAUGCAGAAUAUUUAGUAACCAAAACUGUGUCAUUCAGGUUCCUGAGUAAAUACUGUGCCUGCCCUCAGAGCCCCCCCCUGCAUGCUGCCCUGCUACAGAGAGAAAUAUAGAAAUUUAAAGGUAAUUAUUGUAAAUUCACAUGUUUAAAGAAAUAUUUAAAGAAAGAUUCAAAGCUUCCAAAAUGAACAGAAAGUGUAUAAAAGAAUGAAGGGGAACAGUCACUAAAACUUUAUGUCCUGAAUGUGUGUUGAACAAAAAUUGUGCCCCUUAUUGGUGAAAAUUUGUUAAAUUCUGCAGAGGGUAAUUACUAAAAUGACCUUUAAGGCUUUAUUACACCACUGUAGAAAAACUGGAGGGAUGCAAUCAAAGUUUAAUUUAUUGUCAGUACAGUAAAAAAAAAAAAAAAAAAAAAAAA